This is a messenger RNA of Gastrolobium bilobum, 1499 nucleotides long. RefSeq lists its product as uncharacterized. The record is from RefSeq and is a predicted model, not a curated record. The transcript has 6 exons. Bases 30 to 1379 code for a protein of 449 amino acids. NCBI's taxonomy places the organism in Eukaryota, Viridiplantae, Streptophyta, Magnoliopsida, Fabales, Fabaceae.
UUUAUGGUGCCAAAGUAAGCUUUCAAAAGAUGGUGGCAGUCAUUGCUAUUUCUUCUCCAAAGUCCACACUUUUGCAGAACCCCAUCUAUUUGCAUUACCCAAUUUCAAAUUUUGUUGGUGGGUCUUUGAAGGGUCGUUUCUUGCAUCUGAAACCAAGACAACAAAGAAGAGAUUUAACCAAUUUGGUUGUGGCUUCAGCUACCCCCACUGUUACAACCAGCAAUGCUAGUGGUAGAUUUUACUUCAACUUCACUGGAUUUCCUUUCCCACUUGGUCCUUUCCUUAACAGGCGCACUAUUAGGACUGAGGCUGUGAAGGGAUGUAUAUGGCUAUUCGAACAAGAGCAGGCAUUAGGCUUCAGCAGUGUUUCAACAAACAUUAGAAUGACGGUUAUCAAACUCAAAUCUGGUGGCUUAUGGGUCCAUGCACCCAUAGCUCCAACUGAUGAGUGUAUUCAGCUUAUUAAGGAAUUGGGGGCUCCAGUUGAAUAUAUUGUCCUCCCUACUUUUGCUUACGAGCACAAAAUAUUUGUUGGUCCAUUUUCUAGAAAAUUUCCCCUUGCUCAGGUAUGGGUGGCACCAAGGCAAUGGAGUUGGCCAUUGAACUUACCAGUGGAAUUCCUUGGCAUUUUUCGUGCUAAAACCUUGAAAGAUGAGGAUUUAUCCACUCCUUGGGCUGGUGAAAUAGAGCAAAAGGUUCUAAGCUCACCAGAAGUUGGAAUCGGGCCCUAUGUGGAGGUAGCUUUCUACCACAAGCCUUCAAGAACACUUUUGGUGACAGAUGCUGUUAUUUUUGUCCCAAGACAGCCACCUGAGUGUAUAAACAAAGAAUCCCUUUUAGCAUCUGCAAAAAAUGGCUUGGCUGUAAAAAUUCUUAGUAAAGGAAAGGAGGUACCUGAUGAACCAGUAGUUGACAACAAUAGAAACCGGCAAAAAGGAUGGGAAAGAAUGGUCCUACAAAUCUUGUUUCUUGGACCAUCAAAUCUUUUAGAACCUAAUGCUAGCUUUGCACAGAUGUCACAGAAGUUGAUUGUUUCACCUAUUGUGAAGACACUGGUCUUCAGCAAAGUUCCUGAAAAGGUCAGAGACUGGGUUGAUAGCAUUUCUAGAGACUGGAGGUUCAAGAGAAUUAUCCCUGCUCACUUUGCUGCUCCAAUAAAUGCAAGCAGGUCUGAUUUUCGGGCUGCAUUUGCAUUUUUAGAUGAGUUUUUGGUUGAACAAAAUGCUACUUGGCCUUCACUUUCUCUUCUGUUCUCAUCAAUCAUGGGAAAAGCAGCUAGCUAUUUUCCUCCUGAUGACAUGAGGACCUUGUCAUCCCUUGACCAGUUUUUAGUCUCAGUUGGAGCAGUCAAGAAAACUGUUUCAGGCAGGAAGAGGUAAUGACAAGUGCAUAACAACUUGGCCUCCUAAUACUUGUUAACUUUGAAAAUUUGAAACAUGUAUAAUUUUGUUACAUUAGGAGCUUGAUUCUCAAUGAAAAAGAUGUAAAAGUUUCAUGUA